Messenger RNA from Labrus bergylta (ballan wrasse), 4904 nucleotides. NCBI's taxonomy places the organism in Eukaryota, Metazoa, Chordata, Actinopteri, Labriformes, Labridae. The record is from RefSeq and is a predicted model, not a curated record.
AAGAAGUUUCUAGGAAAGCGCUACCAGGAUGACACGUCCUCGCAGGAGUCAAGUUGUCUCUAAUGUUUCCACUGUGAACCCGCGCUGCUGCACCAGGUUGAAAGGUUUUAUAGUGAUGCGCACACUUUGAGGCUUUCCCUGCGAAGUGUUGUCUUGUUUCUGUGACGGACUCGAGAAUUUGGUUUGGUUGGACAGGAUUUAUGCACUUGAACAAUCAUAGUGAGCCCGUAAAAAGUCCAGUAAAUUAAGAUAAUUCAAAUAAAAUGUUAGGGCUACUUUUUAAGCUGAGAGAAACAUGUGUUGUCAUUUCAAAAUAUAACACUCAAUGACUGAAGUUAAAGAGUUGUCAUCCAGCCAAUUUUCAGAAAAUUGUAUUUAAUGUUGUUGUGGUCUACAUGCCUGUGUGUUUGUCACAGGGGGAAUCUCGUAGUUCACUUUUGAUCAGAGGUUAUUAUGUGUCUACAUAGGGUGCAUUCUGUCCUGCUUCUAUUUUCGGACGUGUCCAGUUACACAUUUUAGUCUUGACACUGAGUGAAGAUUCUGUCAGAAAUAUGCCUGCGUGUUAUAAAGUUAACUCUGUCUCGAGUCAAUUAAAUACAAACUGUACACAUCCACAAAGCUGUAGGCUGAUAGUUGACCUGAAAUGCUCUGUGAACUAUUGUGUGUGUGUGGGGGAAAAAAAGUGAAUCCAGCGCGCUGCUGCUGCUGCUGCUGCUGGGCUCCACAACAAGCCGCUGUCACAGGUUUUAUUCUAGAAAACUGUUUUACUCUGAGCCAGCUGCUCAGGGUUUGUUUGCAAUAUUAAAUCAAGGCGAAAGCAUCUUGCAGUUGAAAGUAAAUUUAUUGUUCUGAUCUUAUUUUUUGCAACAACAACAACCAACGUUUUCAGUAAAAAGCAAGCGGCUUGCUGAAACUGUGAUCUGUAUUUAGUUUGGUGUCUCGUAGUAAUCUGAGUGAAAAUCUGACAUCGCCAUGCUAGAGGAAGACCAAACUUUUCUUCCGUUAGAUUGAGUGCAGAGUGAGUUAUGAGAAAUGAUUUAAAGAGGCGCCAAAAGAUUUUUUUUUUUUAUUAAAUGCACAGGACAGCUAAUGGUCUUUAUUAUUAAGAUAGGCUCUAUACUUAUUUUUUUUAACUAAUCAGUCAGUUUAAUUCAUCUUUUAUUUUUGUUUUUUCAUUUAAAAAAAAAAGUCUAAAAAGAGUAAUAAUAAGACUGUUAUAACGGAAUAAGAUCAUACAUAUGUUUAACUGCGCCUGCCUUGUCCCUUUCGGUGUACAACAUGUUUUCCUUCAUCUUCGUUUGUAACUGAAACGUGUCAAUCUGUUGUUUAUAAAGAGAGAAAGUAAGCCAGAGAAAUUAUUCCAGAGGAAGAAAUUUAAAUGUCUAGACAGUGUUUGUUUAAUAAAUGGCGCCGCCUUCUGGAGGAACAGCUGUAUUUGUUUCUGGCGCUGCCACAUUGAGAAUCAUAAAUCCUUUCAGUCCAGUAAAAUCCUCCUUAAUGUGUCCUGUACUUCAGCCUGUAAACGCAGAGAACUUGACAAAAUGGCUUGCGCAGCAGACAGCUGCAUACAGUUCACACGCCAUGCAAGUGAUGUCCUGCUCAACCUGAACCGAAUGCGGAGCAGAGAUAUCCUCACUGAUGUCACCAUCCUGGUCAACAGGCAGCAGUUUCGUGCACAUAAGACUGUUCUCAUGGCUUGCAGUGGGCUGUUUUACACCAUCUUUACUGACUCCCACAAGUGCAACCUUAAUGCUAUCAGUCUGGACCCAAAGGUGGACCCAGAGGGCUUUGCCAUCCUGCUGGAGUUCAUGUACACCUCCCGUCUCACACUAAAGGAGAGUCUGAUCAUGGCCAUCAUGAACACAGCCAUCUAUCUGCAGAUGGACCACGUUGUGGACACCUGUCACAGAUUCAUUAAAUCCAGUGAUCCGGCUGCCAAGCUGCCCAGAGAUGAGUUUCUGGUCAGUCCGUUGGUUUUACCUCAGGACGUCCAUGCUUACCGGCCCCAUGAUGUUGUUGACAGUAUGCACAGCCGCGUAGCUCCGUUCAGGGAUGGGAGGCCCUACGGCUCCAACAUGUUCAACGGGGUCAGCACCCCCAGCAACUACCAUCUCUACGGGCAGUUUCCCAUGCCAGGGUUCCCCUUCCCGCUCUGCAAGCUCACUGAUGCCAAAAACGCUUUUGCUGACCUCUCAAAGAGCGCUCUUCACCACAAGCACUGUUCUCCGCACGACAGCGCCAACCUCAUCAGGGCAGAGUACAGCAGGGCGGUCGGCACCAGCACCUCCAACAUUAUUCACUCCACCACCUACGCUUCCAGGGAGGUAGGGAGAGAAGAGGAGAUGAGGAAGGAAAGCCACGAGGGGCUCAGCCAGUCUAUCACUCUUGCUACAAGGAAGCGUGCGUUUCCUGUGCUCACCCUCGAGCACCAGAAAGACUUGGGCAAAGAUCAUGCUCCCCAGGCUGAGGAAGACCUGAUCCAUCAGCACUACCCACUGGGCAUCUCCUCUACUGGGCGCAAGAGCCUCAUGAGCAGCCCGCAGAGCCCCCUCAAAUCAGACUGCCAGCCCAACUCCCCGACAGAGUCCAGCAGCAGCAAGAAUGCCGGACUCUCCCAAACCAGCGGAGUGCAAAACCUGCAAGGCACGCAGGACCCUAAAGCUCGCAACUGGAAGAAGUACAAGUUCAUUGUGUUGAAUCAGAGCGCUAAAGAGGAGGAGGUGGGUCUGCGGGAUCCCGGGCUGCGCUCACCUCAGAGACUCGGCAUGCAAGCUUACCUCCACCCCAGCGACUCGGAGAACCUCGACCCGCAAAGCACGAGCAAGAGCAGCGAUCACAGUGAGGACCUACCUGUGCCGCAGGCCAGCCGUCUCAACAACAUCAUUAGCAGCGCACUAGAGGGAUCUCUGAGAAGCAGCGACGGCCACCCUCCGCACUACUUGAGCCGCCUGAACUGCUCCACUUGCGGCACCCCGUCUCCACAGCACUCUGAAGUCUGCCCUAACUCGUCCAGGUCCCGACUAACAGAGGACAUGGCAGAGCUGCACUCCGAAUACUCUGACUCCAGUUGCGAAAACGGUACUUUCUUCUGUAACGAAUGCGACUCCAAAUUCGCCGAAGACGAAGCGCUGAAACAACACAUGCUUCAAGUUCACAGCGAUAAGCCAUACAAGUGUGACCGCUGCCAGGCUGCUUUCCGAUACAAGGGUAACCUCGCCAGCCACAAGACCGUCCACACAGGAGAGAAACCUUAUCGCUGUAAUAUCUGUGGUGCUCAGUUUAACAGACCAGCUAACCUCAAGACUCACACUCGCAUCCACUCAGGAGAGAAGCCAUACAAAUGUGAGACGUGCGGCGCUCGUUUUGUACAGGUUGCUCACCUGCGCGCCCAUGUGUUGAUCCACACGGGUGAGAAGCCGUAUCCGUGCGAGAUCUGUGGAACGCGCUUCCGUCACCUGCAGACGUUAAAGAGCCACCUGCGUAUCCACACGGGAGAGAAGCCCUACCAUUGUGAGAAAUGCAACUUGCACUUCCGCCACAAGAGUCAGCUCCGGCUGCAUCUCCGACAGAAGCACGGCGCCAUCACCAACACAAAGAUCCAAUACCGCAUGUCCACAGCCGACAUGCCCACUGACUUGACAAAGGCAUGCUGAGCUGGAAAAAAGGGAACUUUUUUUUUUGUUUUUUUCAAAGGAGGCAAUCUUGACCUUGGCAUUUAAAGACCCCAACUUGUACAAUCAUCCAAAAUUGUAGUGCCACACUGUGUUCAUUAGACAAUUCAAUUGGCUGUGUAUGCCACUCUAAACGGGUUUCCACUACAUGUGAACGUAGAGCCACGUACGGCAUCUUAGUCACUUUAUUGUUUCUAUAUAGAUAUAAAUAUAUAUAUAUGUAUGUUGAAGUGUUUCUAAGCUUUGAAAGUACGCAUAUAAAGCUUUAUUUUGUUGAGAGGGAUGGAAUGUAAACAAUCAGUUUUUUGAAAAUACAGUAUUUUAUAUCGGAGAACUUACUUUUCUGAAAGUAUUGAAAAUUUUGAUCGACCAGUGGUACAUAUAUUUUAAGAUAACGAGAUUUGCGGCUGUAUAGAGUUGACUAUACAUUUUUAUGUAGAUGUACGUACAUGUUGCACCACGUCAAGUUGCCAUUCUCAUGCGAAGAGAACGGGGGGGAAAGAGAGAAGACGUAGUAAUUUGGAUUAAGUGUAAAACAUAUCAGAUGACUGCUGCUGCUGUCUGAUGAGGAUAUGCAUGAGUUACUCUCUGACCAGUUGUCAGCGCACAUGAAGUGGGCAACUGCGUAAAUAUUGUGACAUAUUGUGUAAUUAUAUCUGUGGGAUUGUCUCUGCGGGCAGAGCCAAUCUUAAGUGUUGAAAUGCAUUUCAAGGUACUGCUUUGUGAUGACCAAGACAAUAUUUUGCUUCAGACGUAUUUGUAUAGAUGUGUUUUUGUUGGUUUGUUUUUCCAUAAGUGAAGGUUUACAGUUUUUUGCUCAUUGUUCUAGAUCCUACAGUGAAGUCGUGUAAGUGUUCAGGUAUUUGUUUGGUUUGUACAUACACUGUGUAUUCAAUGUGCCUUUCUCUAUGCUGACUGAAAUCUUCUGAUUUCAGCCCGGCUGUAUUAAGGUACAACUCAAGGACACCACUCGUCCUACAUCCCUCUGUUUAUGUGUGUGUGUGUGUGUGUGUGUGUGUGUGUGUGUGUGUGUGUGUGUGUGUGUGUGUGUGUGUGUGAGAGGGUGUGUGUGUAUAUAUUUUUAAAGGCUUGUCACCAAUCUUUAAACAUGCAAAUUCAUCAUUGUAAAUCUUCAGGACUUGUUUUUGGAUUGGGCUUUUUUAACUGCAUUAAAAUAAUUGUACAAUGUUAUUGAUGUAUGAAUGUAAAAUAAAGGUAAUGGAUUUCUAUGUA